AUGAAGACACACCAGGCUGACUUUGGAAUUAUCGUUGCUACUUGCUAUAAGCAGCCCUUACUUAAAACUUAUCCUCACAAGAAUAUUUUCUUUACCAACAGCGACAAUUUUGCUUUUGCUGGACAAAUUGCUCGUCUACUUAUCGUUCAAAAACACAAAUUAGGGGGAACUAUAAGGGAGAAUGAUGAGUUAAGUCUUAAAAAUAAUCAAUUCACUUUAAUUGAUAAAAAAGAAAAAAAUAAAUUACAAUUUUCACUUGCCGACCUUAACUGUAUAAUUCUCGAAAAUAGUCACUCUCGCAUAACUAGUCAUUUACUAAGUAAAUUAGCCGAAAAUAAUAUUUCUUUAAUAGUAACUAAUGAAAAAUAUGACCCAACCGGGGCAGUAGCCAAAUAUUUUUUCCGAAAGCUGUAUGGUGCGAAAUUUGUUCGUUUUGCUGAUGACAACAUUAAUGGUGCACUAAAUUAUGGCUACAAGAUUUUAACUAGUGCUCUUUCGAGAACUAUUACUAGUUAUGCAAUCACUAACCUUUCAAUAUUAGAAAAAGAAAAUAAAUCGUCCUCUCAAAUUAGGGAGGAAAUAACAAAAAUCCUAUAUUAUCCAGUCAAAAUUAACAAUAUAAAGACAAAACUUUAUAUAGCAAUUGAUAUUAUGAUUAAAUCUUUUAUUUCUUGCCUGAAAGAAAAUAGCACUAGUAAAAUAAAACUUCCUACUUUGAUUACCAAAAACUGGAAAAUGGAGAAAAAAGAUAGGUGCUGGCAAAUGAGAAUAAUAGUUUUAUAUGACUUGCCAACCUUAACUAAGGAAAAUCGCAAAUCUUUUCGCUAUUUUCAUAAAUAUCUGCUUAGAAGUGGUUAUUAUAUGCUUCAAUUUUCAGUUUAUGCCAAACUUUGUCAUACUUUUGAUUAUGCCCAAGAAUCCGCCCAAAAGUUAGAGAAAAAUUGUCCCAAAAUAGGAAAUGUUAGAUAUUUUUUGAUAACCGAAAAGCAAUUUCGCGAUAUGAAAAUGGUGGUGGGAAAAGAAACUGAGCAAGAAAAAGUUAAAAACAUUAAUCACUUAGAGUCCAGUUUUCUUCUUCAAGGUUUAUCAAACAAUUAUCCGCUAGUUCCUUAUAAAUCAAUCUUUUUUGCUCUCAUGGGAGCAAGGGAUGCUCAUCUUUUACUUUUAUUAAAAAUAAAAGCAACUUUAAGUAUUACUGUUAAUCCUCAUUUGUAUCAACGGCUAAAAGAAGAAAUUGGCAACCGUCAAAUUAGCAGGUUUGUGGAAAAGACCAUUGCUAAGGAACUAAAUGAAUACGAUGGUAAAUUAGAACAAGAGCAAAAAAGAUUUCAGCAAAAAUUAAUUGAUGGUUAUAAGAGGUCAGCCCGCACAGAAAUUAAAGAUGACAAUAAUCCUAAUCCGGAAAUAGAAGAGAAAAAUCAAGCCACCAAAGAAUGGCUAAAUGCCUUAAAUUUAGACUUAGGAGAAGAGGAAAGAAAAAUUAAAAAAUGA
Entrophospora sp. SA101 is the source of this 1491-nucleotide messenger RNA. Lineage: Eukaryota; Fungi; Glomeromycota; Glomeromycetes; Entrophosporales; Entrophosporaceae. The record is from the annotation of a GenBank genome assembly.